AUGGUCUUCGUCUGCAACGGCACCAGCAGCUGCCCCGUCUUGGCUAGCAGCACCCUGGACUCCUUCGCGCCGGAACCUCCCCGGCCGUUGGGCGGCACCGGCGGUGCCGGGAUGAUUUCUGGCUCGUUGAAUCCGCCCCGAUUAGGGAUAGGCGGGAAACUUCUGCAAGGGGUUACCGCCGGCCCCGGAGGUGGAGGCGAGGGUGGCGGCGUAGGCGGCGGCGGGACCAGCACCGGCAGUCUCAGCGCGCUCAGCCCGGGCUUCGGCGACGCCGGGAACGACACGCACUGCGGCGAGCAGAUCCUGAACUACGGCAACGUGGAGAAAGUGGUGAUCGGAGCCGCCCUGACGCUCAUCACGUUGCUGACCAUCGCGGGCAACUGCCUAGUGGUGAUCUCGGUCUGCUUCGUGAAGAAGCUCCGCCAGCCCUCCAAUUAUCUCAUCGUCUCGCUGGCCUUGGCCGACCUGUCGGUGGCCGUGGCCGUCAUGCCCUUUGUCAGCGUGACCGACCUCAUCGGCGGCGAGUGGAUCUUCGGCAGCGUCUUCUGCAACGUCUUCAUCGCCAUGGACGUGAUGUGCUGUACCGCCUCGAUCAUGACUCUCUGCGUGAUCAGCAUCGACAGGUAUCUUGGCAUAACUAGACCCCUCACCUAUCCUGUAAGACAAAAUGGAAAGUGUAUGGCUAAAAUGAUUCUUUGCGUGUGGCUGCUGUCUGCUUCCAUUACUUUGCCCCCGCUGUUUGGAUGGGCUCAGAAUAUUAAUGACAACAAAGUCUGUUUAAUCAGCCAAGAUUUUGGCUACACAAUUUAUUCUACUGCUGUUGCGUUUUACAUCCCCAUGUCAGUGAUGCUGUUCAUGUACUAUCAGAUCUACAAAGCUGCCAAGAAAAGUGCAGCCAAACACAAAUUUGCUGGUUUCCCAAGACCCAACGAACGUGAAGGGAUGGUUUCAGCAAACGGCGUAGUGAAACUGCACAAGGAAUCUGAAGAGUGUGCCAAUUUUUCACGUCUGCUUAAGCAUGAACGGAAGAACAUUUCUAUCUUCAAAAGGGAGCAAAAAGCAGCCACUACCCUGGGAAUAAUUGUAGGGGCCUUUACUGUAUGCUGGCUGCCAUUUUUCAUACUUUCUACCGCUAGACCCUUCAUCUGUGGGACCUCUUGCAGUUGCAUCCCUUUGUGGGUUGAAAGGACAUUUCUCUGGUUCGGCUAUGCCAAUUCUUUGAUUAACCCAUUUAUAUAUGCCUUCUUCAAUCGGGACCUGAGAACCACCUACCGCAAUCUGCUGCAAUGUAGAUAUAGGAACAUCAACCGUAAACUCUCGGCCGCAGGCAUGCAUGAGGCCCUGAAGCUUGCUGAAAAGCCAGAGUUUAUUCUGAGGAACUCUGAUUAUUCAAGAAGGAAGAGCCACGACUUAUGA
Protobothrops mucrosquamatus (brown spotted pit viper) is the source of this 1416-nucleotide messenger RNA. RefSeq names its product 5-hydroxytryptamine receptor 7 (gene HTR7). Gene Ontology annotation, cellular component: dendrite; membrane. Gene Ontology annotation, molecular function: G protein-coupled serotonin receptor activity; neurotransmitter receptor activity. Gene Ontology annotation, biological process: vasoconstriction; chemical synaptic transmission; smooth muscle contraction. The transcript is spliced from 3 exons. The record is from RefSeq and is a predicted model, not a curated record. Bases 1 to 1416 code for a protein of 471 amino acids. Lineage: Eukaryota; Metazoa; Chordata; Lepidosauria; Squamata; Viperidae.